Messenger RNA from Cuculus canorus (common cuckoo), 2585 nucleotides. It is a transcript of the gene SYDE1, whose product is annotated as synapse defective Rho GTPase homolog 1. Bases 78 to 2522 code for a protein of 814 amino acids. The record is from RefSeq and is a predicted model, not a curated record. Gene Ontology annotation, biological process: signal transduction. Lineage: Eukaryota; Metazoa; Chordata; Aves; Cuculiformes; Cuculidae. The transcript has 9 exons.
GGGGGGGGCACAGGGAACCCCCCUGAGCUGCGGGGGGGGGCACAGGGAACCCCCCUGAGCUGCGGGGGGGGUCGGGGAUGGCGGAGCCGCUGCUGAGGAGGACGUUCUCCCGCCUGAGGGGCCGCGGGAAGAAGGCGGGGGGCAAGGAGACAGGGCACCAUGGGGAUUCUCCGGCGGUGCCGUUGGCGGUUGUGCCCCGGAAGCAGAACCGGACCCCUUUCUCCUGUGGUUCCCGCGAUGAGAGGUCCCCCAAAUCCUCUCCGCACCCAUCGGACACCAGCGAGCCGGAUCCUGCCCGCGGCACCUCCCAACCCGCUGAGGAGGAGGAGGAGGAGGAGGACACGGAGGCCAGGAAUGGUUCCGGGGAGUUGGGGGGUCCCGGUCGGAGCCCCCGCGCCGGCGCUUAUCUGCAGAGUUUGGAGCGCAGCAGCCGGCAGUGGGUGCUCUCGGCCGCCAUGGGACACGGCCUGGAGGAACCCAACGGCAGAGCCGAGGUGGACCGCGGCGCGGUGGGCGGCGAUGGGGACAUCUGGUACAACCCCAUCCCAGAAGAUGAGGGUCUCCAACCUGGGACCUCCUGCGAGACGGGGGAUGGAGGGAGACGCGACGCCGACGGGGGCCGCGCUGCGGAGCCAGAAGGUUCCGGAGCUCCGGCGCUGCCUUCCCAGGCCGGUGGGGAAGGGUGGCACACGGUGACAGGGAAGUCACCACCGCCGCCGUCGCCCCCCGGCAGCCCCAGGAAGGCCCAAUCUCUCCCCAAAGUCAAAUCCCCGGGGACCGUCCGUCGCCUCUCGCUGAAGAUGAAGAAACUUCCCGACCUCCGCCGGAAGCUGAGCCUCCGCAACCCCCGUCCUCGCGGCCCAGACGGUACCACCUCCCCUUCGGAAUCCCGCAAGGAAUCCACCAACGUCAUCAGCCGUUACCACCUCGACAGCAGCGUUGCUUCGCGCCCGUCACGUCCCAAGAUGACCUCCAAAGGCGCUUACUUGAGCGACGGUGACUCUCCGGAGCUGCCGGCCAAAGCCGGACCGCGCGCCGGCGAAGCGGAGGAUGGCGAUAACGGUUUGGACGUCGGCCUUUUCCACCCCUACAGCUGCGGAGAGACACCGCCGCGGUGUAGGCAACACAUUUCGGGCUUGGUGAGCGUCCACCUCCACGGCGUACGAGAUCUGAAGGCGCCGCGAGCCGAAACGCGGGAGGUUUUUUGCGUCUUGCAAGUGGACGCGGAAAACCGAGCGCGGACGGCGUUGCUGCCGUGCAAAACGGCCUUCCUCGGCCUCAACCACACCUUCAACCUGGAGCUGGAAGGCGCUCAGCAUCUCAAGGUGAUGGUCUUCUCCUGGGAUGCCAUCUCGUGCCGGAACCGGCUCUGCUGCCACGGCACCGUGGUUCUGCCCCACAUCUUCCGAGGUUGCCGGGCCCAACAGUUGGCGGUGCGGUUGCAACCUCGCGGCGUCCUCUACUCCAAAUUCACUUUGGUGGAGCGGUGGGACAACGCCAGCGAGCGGGAACCUCGCGUCUUCGGCGUGGAGCUGCGCCAGCUGGUGGAGAGGGAGAAGACGGCCACCAAAGUGCCGCUGCUCAUCCAGAAGUGCGUGGCCGAGAUCGAGAGACGAGGCCUGAAGGUGGUUGGGCUGUACCGGCUCUGCGGCUCGGCUGCCGUCAAGAAGGAGCUUCGUGACGCCUUCGAGAGGGACAGCGCGGCCGUGACGCUCUCGGAGCAGCUCUACCCCGACAUCAACGUCAUCACCGGGAUCCUCAAGGACUUCCUGCGCGAGCUGCCCACGCCGCUCAUCACCCCAACGCUCUACCGCGUCGUCUCGGAGGCCAUGGCCAAACGCCCGCCCCGCGCCGCCCCGGCCGAGCGCCGCGCUGUCGCCCUGCUCGACUGCCUGCCCGACGUCGAGAAGGCCACCCUGAGGCGCCUCCUGGACCACCUCAGCCUCGUGGCCUCCUUCCACGCCUUCAACCGCAUGAACUCGCAGAACAUCGCCGUCUGCUUUGGUCCCGUUCUGCUCAGCGCCGCUCCGGAGCCGCGGAGCUCCGAGGACGUCUCCGGCGCCGUGGACUUCAAGAGACACCUGGAGGUGCUCCACUACCUUCUGCAGGCCUGGCCGGCGCCCCCCAACUCUGCCCCCCAACCCCUCUGCCCCCCCCCGCGGGGACCCCCACUUCGCUUGGACCUUCUGGGGGGCCCCGUGGUUCCUCGUCCUCGCGCCCGCGGCCCCGAAAGCCCCCCCAGCAACCGCUACGCCGGCGAUUGGAGCGUCUGCCACCACCACCACCACCACCACCACCACCUCCUCGUGGUCCCCGGCGCGGCCCCCGGCGGCGCUGCCGAUGGGGACACCGCGGGGGUGGCACAGCCGUCCCCGUCCCCCAGGACCCUCUUGGUGGCCGAUUUUGCCCUCGGGGAGGAACCCGAGGUGGCCUUUGGGCCCCGUCUCAACCUCAAGGACUUUGAGGCGCUCAUCGUGGACCUGGAAGGAGAGUUGACCAAAGAGAUCAACGUCUGCCUGUGAGCGGCGGCGCCGGCGACGGUGGCGGCCAAGGAGAAAGGGGAGGGACCACCACCACGGCGGCGG